Carassius auratus (goldfish) is the source of this 1036-nucleotide messenger RNA. RefSeq names its product netrin-G1-like. Lineage: Eukaryota; Metazoa; Chordata; Actinopteri; Cypriniformes; Cyprinidae. The record is from RefSeq and is a predicted model, not a curated record. Gene Ontology annotation, biological process: tissue development; axonogenesis; animal organ morphogenesis. The coding region runs from base 8 to 907 and encodes 299 amino acids. The transcript has 2 exons.
CCCCUAUAUGUGCAACAAUGAGUGUGACUCAGCCACAGAAGAGCUGGCCCACCCACCUGAGCUGAUGUUUGACCAUGAGGGCCGCAACCCCACCACCUUCUGGCAGUCCACCUCCUGGAAGAAAUACCCUAAACCUCUGGCAGUCAACAUAACCCUGUCAUGGAACAAGACCAUUGAGCUUACCGAUGAUAUUGUCAUCACGUUUGAGUCGGGUCGGCCGGAGCAAAUGGUUCUGGAGAAAUCUCUGGACUAUGGACGUAGCUGGCAGCCCUACCAGUUCUAUGCUACCGACUGCCUUGACGCUUUCACUAUGGAGCCCAAAUCGGUGAGAGACAUUACCCAGCACACGUUGCUGGACAUCAUCUGCACCGAGGAAUAUUCCAGAGGUUAUGUGUGGAAGAACGACAAGAAUGUACGGUUUGAAAUCAAAGACCGUUUCGCACUGUUCGCCGGGCCCAAGCUGCACAAUAUGGCUUCGCUAUAUGGACAACUGGACACAACCAAGAACCUGAGAGACUUUUUCACCAUUACUGACCUGCGCAUACGUCUUCUCAGGCCUGCCACGGGCGCCACCAUGGUGGAUGAGUACAACCUUUCCAGAUACUUCUACGCCAUCUCUGGCAUUAAAGUACAUGGCAGGUGCAAGUGCAACCUUCAUGCCAACAGCUGCAUCUAUGACAAAGAGAGACUGACUUGCGAGUGUGAGCACAACACUACGGGGCCUGACUGUGGCCGCUGUAAGAGGAAUUAUCAGGCAAGAGCUUGGAGUGCAGGAUCCUAUCUCCCCAUCCCCAAGGGCACAGCAAAUAUCUGUGAGUACAGACAGACUCUCACACACACACACGUACACAAACUUUCCCAUUACACUUACUGGAAAGAACAAUAUGGGCUCUGUGUUUGUGGAUAACAAGGCUCACAUGUCCUUUUAUUCUGAUCAUAAACCAUCUCUCUUACUGCUGUCCUACGUUUCACAAUGCACUCAUGGUGUCUCCCCGGAAGCCAUUACCCUACUUCCAGUUUAAAACUAGGUCCCCAC